CAGUCGCCGGAAGCAGAAGGGAAAGACAAAGGAUAAAGACAAAGAGAAAGAUCAGCAAGAAAGGAGACGGCGAACUGUGAGGCCAUGGCGCCGGUUGGUCUCCCUCCAGGCUUUAGAUUUCAUCCAACUGAUGAGGAGCUUGUGAACUACUACCUCAAGAGGAAGGUCCAUGGCCUCAGCAUCGACCUCGACAUAAUCCCAGAGGUAGACCUCUACAAAUGUGAGCCCUGGGAGUUGGCAGAGAAAUCCUUCCUGCCUAGUAAAGACUCUGAGUGGUACUUCUUUGGGCCAAGGGAUAGGAAGUAUCCAAAUGGAUGCCGCACAAACCGCGCAACGAGAGCAGGAUACUGGAAAUCAACAGGGAAAGAUCGGCGGAUCAACUACCAGAGCAGAUCAAUUGGUAUGAAGAAGACACUAGUCUAUUACAAAGGUCGAGCUCCUCAGGGGAUCAGAACCAGUUGGGUGAUGCAUGAGUACCGCAUCGAGGAAAGCGAAUGCGAGAACGCCAUGGGGAAUCAGGACUCCUAUGCACUAUGUCGGAUUUUUAAGAAGAAUGUUAUAUUGGGUGAAUUUGGCAAGCAAGGAGAGUGCAGUUCAUCACAGGCUAAAGGAAAUCAAGAACAAGUUAAAGAUUUAGGGGAUGCUGGACAAUCCUCAGGAGCAACUGAGAAUGAUAAAGACAAUUCAUGGAUGCAAUUCAUAGCAGAAGAUCUAUGGUGCACCAACAAACUAAAGUGAACUAGAGACAUAAGAGAACACAGCUUGUUAACUUCAUCUAACCAGAUAUUUCAGUAUUAGCUAUACUGCGUGUAUCUUCUGUAUAUGUUUGAUAAGGACACCUCUCACACUGCAUAGGAUGACCACUUAAGCUUGGAUGCUGGUUCUUAAAUUAGGUUUAUACUUUUGCUUCUUUAGUACUGUCAAAUAUGUACAACUAUGCUACUUUGUACUUCAACCUUCAUUUAACCUGUAUUUACCAUCCAAUGAAUGACAC
Messenger RNA from Oryza brachyantha (malo sina), 994 nucleotides. Its product is annotated as NAC domain-containing protein 86-like. Lineage: Eukaryota; Viridiplantae; Streptophyta; Magnoliopsida; Poales; Poaceae. The record is from RefSeq and is a predicted model, not a curated record. Bases 85 to 738 code for a protein of 217 amino acids. Gene Ontology annotation, molecular function: DNA binding. The transcript has 3 exons. Gene Ontology annotation, biological process: regulation of DNA-templated transcription.